AGCUCACCGGCGCGCCCGAGCCGGAGGCAGCGGAAGGGAGGCGGCUUCCAGGCAGGUCCCCAGCGGCCCCGCGUAGCCGGCGGCAUGCAGGCGCUCAACGUGACCCCGGAGCAGUUCUCCCGGCUGCUGCGGGACCACAACCUGACGCGGGAGCAGUUCAUCGCGCUCUACCGGCUGCGGCCGCUCAUCUACACCGCGGAGCUGCCCGCGCGCGCCAAGCUGGCCUUCGUGCUCACCGGCGUGUUCAUCUUCGCCCUGGCGCUCUUCGGCAACGCGCUGGUGGUCUACGUGGUGACCCGCAGGAAGGCCAUGCGCACCGUCACCAACAUCUUCAUCUGCUCGCUGGCGCUCAGCGACCUGCUCAUCACCUUCUUCUGCAUGCCGGUGACGGUGCUCCAGAACAUCUCGGACACCUGGCUGGGGGGUGCCUUCGUUUGCAAGAUGGUGCCAUUUGUCCAGUCUACAGCUAUUGUGACAGAAAUUCUCACUAUGACCUGCAUUGCUGUGGAAAGACACCAGGGACUCGUCCACCCUUUUAAAAUGAAAUGGCAAUACACCAACCGAAGGGCUUUUGCGAUGCUAGGUGUGGUCUGGCUGGUGGCUGUCAUCGUAGGAUCACCCAUGUGGCAAGUGCAGCGACUUGAGAUGAAGUAUGACCUCCUAUAUGAAAAAGAACACGCCUGCUGUUUGGAAGGGUGGAGCAGCCCCAUGAACCAGAAGAUCUACACCACCUGCAUCCUCGUCGUCCUCUUCCUCCUGCCUUUGCUGCUGAUGCUCAUCCUGUACAGUAAGAUCGGAUAUGAACUUUGGGUAAAGAAGAGAGUGGGGGACGGCUCAGUGCUCCGUACUACUCACGGGAAAGAAAUCUCCAAAAUUGCCAGGAAGAAGAAGCGAGCUGUCAUGAUGAUGAUGAUAGUGGUGGCUCUCUUUGCUGUGUGCUGGGCACCGUUUCAUGUCAUUCACAUGAUGAUUGAAUACGGUAAUUUUGAAAAGGAAUAUGAUGAUGUCACAAUCAAGAUGAUGUAUGCUAUAGUGCAAAUCAUCGGAUUUUCCAACUCCAUCUGUAAUCCCAUUGUCUAUGCGUUUAUGAACGAAAACUUCAAGAAGAAUUUUCUGUCUGCGAUUUGUUGCUGCAUGAUACGAGAAAACUUCUCUCCUGCACAAAGGCAUGGAAAUUCGGGGAGUACAAAUAUGCAAAAGAAAGCCAAGUUUUUCCAGAAAGAAAACCCAGUCAUAGAGCCCAAAGGAGAAGCCUUCAGUGAUGGCAACAUUGAUGUCAGAUUGUGUGAACAGCCAGAGGGGAAAAAAGGCCUCAGACGACACCUGGCCUUCUUUAGUUCUGAACUUUCCGAGAAUUCUGCUUUCGGUAGUGGGCACUGACUAUAAUGAUCUUCACAAUUGCUGCCAUUCAUAUUGUCAUCCAAAGAGAAAAUUAUUUUGAGCAAAGGUC
Tupaia belangeri chinensis (Chinese tree shrew) is the source of this 1450-nucleotide messenger RNA. RefSeq names its product pyroglutamylated RFamide peptide receptor (gene QRFPR). The transcript is spliced from 6 exons. Gene Ontology annotation, cellular component: plasma membrane. Lineage: Eukaryota; Metazoa; Chordata; Mammalia; Scandentia; Tupaiidae. Gene Ontology annotation, molecular function: neuropeptide Y receptor activity. The record is from RefSeq and is a predicted model, not a curated record. Gene Ontology annotation, biological process: G protein-coupled receptor signaling pathway. Bases 85 to 1380 code for a protein of 431 amino acids.